CAUUCAUUUCUUUUUCUUUUUGCAUUGCACCGCGUGUAUUUGCUACGCAAGGCAAUCGCAAUUAAAUUUAAUUUUUAUUGUGAAAAGAACAACAUUUUCACUCCAAAAUGAGUUUGUACAAUUUUAAAAAGAUUAUGGUGGUUCCGCCAGCAAAGGACUUCAUCGAUAUUAUGUUGUCCAAGACACAACGUAAAACACCAACAGUUGUGCACAAGGGUUACAAGAUUUCACGCAUUCGUGCUUUCUACACACGUAAAGUUAAGUAUACACAACAGAACUUCCAUGACCGUCUGUCCCAGAUCAUACAGGAUUUCCCAAAACUAGAUGAUGUUCAUCCCUUCUAUGCUGAUUUGAUGAAUGUGCUGUACGACAAAGAUCAUUACAAAUUGGCAUUGGGUCAACUUAACACUGCUAGACAUCUAAUUGACAAUGUCGCUAAAGAUUAUGUGCGCUUAUUGAAAUAUGGUGACUCGCUUUAUCGUUGUAAGCAGCUCAAAAAGGCGGCGCUUGGUCGCAUGGCCACUAUUUUGAAGAAGCAAGCCUCUAAUCUAACAUAUUUGGAACAAGUGCGUCAACAUUUGUCCCGUUUGCCCACUAUUGAUCCAUACUCGCGUACGAUUAUCAUUUGCGGUUUCCCAAAUGUUGGCAAAUCAUCGUUUAUCAAUAAAAUUACACGCGCUGAUGUGGAAGUUCAACCUUACGCAUUCACCACCAAGUCACUUUAUGUGGGACACACUGACUACAAGUAUUUGCGUUGGCAGGUGAUUGACACACCCGGUAUCUUAGAUCACCCAUUGGAGGAACGUAAUGUUAUUGAAAUGCAGGCCAUCACUGCUUUAGCUCAUUUACGUUCUUGUGUACUCUAUUUCAUGGAUAUAUCCGAGCAGUGCGGACAUUCACUGGAAGAACAAAUCAAACUGUUUGAGAGCAUUAAACCACUCUUCACCAACAAACCGUUGAUUUUGGCUAUUAAUAAAAUCGAUAUACUCGGCCUUGAAGAUUUAUCUGAAGAUCGUCGUGCUAUAAUUAGCAAAUUGCAAGAAGAUAAAAGUGUGCCUGUGAUGUUCACAUCGACUGUCAGUGAGGAGGGUGUUAUGGAAGUGAAAACGGAAGCGUGUGAACGUUUACUCUCAUUCCGCGUUGAACAGAAAAUGCGUACAAAGAAGGUGGAUAAUAUAUUGAAUCGUCUACAUGUGGCAAUGCCAGCCGCGCGUGAUGAGAAACAACGUGCACCAUGCAUACCCGAGCAAGCGUUGGCGCGUCUAGAGAAGAAUGCUGAAAGGGCCGAACGCAAACGUAAAUUGGAGCGUGAUAUUGAAGAAGAGAUGGGUGAUGACUACACUUUGGAUCUCCAAAAGAACUACACCGAAAUACCCGAAGAGGAACGUUACGAUGUCAUACCCGAAAUUUGGGAUGGUCACAAUAUUGCCGAUUAUAUCGAUCCAGAUAUCUUCUCAAAAUUGGAAGAACUCGAACGUGAGGAGGGUAUGCGCGAAGAGGGUGGUGUUUACGCUAAACCUGAUAUGACUAUGGACGAAACACUAAAGGAAAUACGCGAAAUGGCAAAGCAAAUUCGUGGCAAGCGCUACCAGCUGCGCGACGAACGUCGUUUGGCAACGAAAAAGAACAAGCCCGCAAUACCGCGUCACAAGCAGCCCAAGGUGCGUGAUCGUUCGGUGGCUAAGUUGCGUGAGACUAUGCAAAAUCUGGGUGUCGAUAUGUCUGGCACUGAAAAUGCCAAUUUCACCAAAUCGGUUGUGGAUCUGCGACGCGGUGUUGUGGCCGUAGGCACGAAGGAGCUCAAGAAACCAUUAUUAGACAAGGAAUCAUCGGCAAUAGUGAAGCACACGGGUAAACCGCUGAAACGUGCACCAGCCCGCGACACAUUGGGCGUUAAGAAUGUGGCGAUGAAGAAGAAGGCACAACUGAUGGCGAAACGCGAUAUUGCAAAGAAGGUGACACGACUGGGAUUGAAGGGCGAAGCCGAUCGUUUCAUCGGUACCAAAAUGCCCAAGCAUUUGUACUCCGGCAAGCGUGGUACGGGUAAAACAGACAGACGUUAAGUGCCUAGCGAAGUUGCAGGAAGCGCUGUGUGUACUAACGUUGGGGCUGUUGUUGGGUGGGCAAAAUAUAACCAUAAGCUUUUAUUUUUCAAUUGUAACAAACUCAAGAAAUGUAACG
Molecule: messenger RNA, 2181 nt
Organism: Ceratitis capitata (Mediterranean fruit fly)
Lineage: Eukaryota; Metazoa; Arthropoda; Insecta; Diptera; Tephritidae
Gene: Non1
Product: nucleolar GTP-binding protein 1
Exons: 4
Coding region: 108-2063 (651 amino acids)
Biological process (GO): ribosomal large subunit biogenesis
Cellular component (GO): nucleolus
Molecular function (GO): RNA binding; GTP binding; GTPase activity
Source: RefSeq, a predicted model, not a curated record